Messenger RNA from Penicillium odoratum, 1191 nucleotides. Its product is annotated as Chondroitin AC/alginate lyase. NCBI's taxonomy places the organism in Eukaryota, Fungi, Ascomycota, Eurotiomycetes, Eurotiales, Aspergillaceae. Gene Ontology annotation, molecular function: lyase activity. Bases 1 to 1191 code for a protein of 396 amino acids. The record is from RefSeq and is a predicted model, not a curated record. The transcript has 3 exons. Gene Ontology annotation, cellular component: periplasmic space.
AUGUUGCUCCUGUCAUGGAAAUUCUCUACCUGGAUAACUACGGCUCUGGUGAUGGCGGCCAAGGUAUUGUCUUCACCAGGAGUCGUUGAGCCCCGUGCACCCUCGUCCUGGAUCCAUCCUGGCAUCCUGAUGAACACUACUCAACUUGAGCUCAUGAAGAGUCGUGUUGCCAGUGGUACAUCGCCAUGGUCUGACGCCUACGAAGUCAUGGCGUCCAACUCAUUAUUCAAUCUCAGCAGGACUGUCUCUCCUGUUGAAAUGGUCGAAUGCGGGUCAUAUUCCAACCCAGACGUUGGGUGUACCGCCGAGCGAGAAGAUUCUAUUGCCUCUUAUAGUAUGGCCUUGGCCUGGUAUAUCACGGGCGAGGCAAAGUACGCAACCAAGGCUAUCUAUUACAUGGACGCAUGGUCAUCUGUGAUCAUCGGCCACAACAACUCUAAUGCCCCUUUGCAGUCGGGCUGGGUUGGUUCUGUCUGGGCCCGGACGGCAGAAAUCAUCCGAUAUUCCGACGCCGGUUGGAGUGAUGAUGGCAUUGCUCAGUUCAAAACUAUGUUAACAGAUGUCUAUCUUCCUGAAGUAAUCGGUGGUGAUGCCAAUGCGAAUGGAAACUGGGAGUUAGUCAUGAUGGAAGCUGCCAUCUUCAUCGCCAUCUUCACUGAAGAUGUUGAUUCAUACAACACUGGCAUGACCGGGUUCCUGGACCGAGUCCCCGCUUACAUCUACCUCACCUCGGAUGGGGAUAUCCCCAUUGCGCCUGUAAACAGCUCGUACACUACCACCGCAAAACUCGAGGCCUACUGGUACGGUCAAACAACCUUCGUUGAUGGCCUAUGCCAGGAGACAUGCCGUGACAUGGAGCAUACGGGCUAUGGCAUCGCGUCCAUCUCACACGUCGCCGAGACGUCGCGCAUCCAGGGCACAGACCUCUUCGUUGAGGAGACGGGUGAAAGAUUGAAGUAUGCACUAGAGUUUCAUUCGUAUUAUGCUUUGGAGGGAAGCUUCCCCAGCUGGCUCUGUGAUGGAACACUCACUGGGGUACUUGACAAUGUAACUGAGAUCGGACAUACCGAAUUUGUGAGCAGGCUGGGUGACACGAUGGGCAACACGACGAAAUAUACAGAGGAGAAGCGCCCUGGCGGCGAAAAUGGUCUUUUCGUCUUGUGGGAGACUCUCACUCAUGCACGCUUGUAG